GCAGGUGCUGUCCUUGGCUGCAGUUGGUUCAGUGUCAGUGUCAGUCGGCCGGUGACUGGCCAGCGAGCAGGAUGGGAGACCUGCUGUCCGCGGUAACCACGGCGGCUCUUGGGCUGCUUCUGGCUCUCCUCACCGGGUUACUGAUAAGGCAUCUUCUCACCAAGCACUCCCGGAGCCUCCCGCCUCCCCCGUGUAUUCGCGGCUGGAUCCCCUGGCUUGGGGCAGCCUUGGAAAUGGGAAAGGCUCCCCUUGAGUUUAUUGAAAGAGCCAGAGAGAAGCAUGGCCCAGUGUUCACCAUUUUGGCAGCUGGCAACAGACUGACCUUUGUGAAUGGCGAGGAAGGUGUAACUGCUUUCUUUACAUCCAAGAAACUGGAUUUCCAGCAAGCUGUUCAAAAACCCGUUCAGUACACAGCUUCCAUUGAGAAAGAAAACUUCUUCAAAAAGCAUAGUGCCAUUCAUGAGACAUUAAAACUGCAACUGUCCCAGAAACGACUUGAGCCGCAUGUAACAUGUCUGUGCCGUGAAUUCUGCUUCCACCUCCAACAGCUGGGUUCCCAAGGAACAGAUGAACUCUACAGUCUAGUAAGACAGGUUAUGUAUCCAGCGGUGGUGGACACAUUGUUUGGGAAAGGAACGUGUCCCACCAGCAAGGAUACUCUGAAAGAGUUUGAGGAUCAUUUCCAGAGGUUUGAUGACGGCUUCGAGUAUGGCUCACAAUUACCAGAGUGCUUUUUAAGAGAUUGGUCUCGGUCCAAGCAAUGGCUUUUGAAGUUAUUUAAGACUAUUGUAGCUGAAGUUGAAGGUAGAGAACCCUGUGAAGACGAUGCAAAGACCUUGCAUCAACACCUUCUGGACACUCUAAAGGGUGUUUCCACCUACAACAAUAGUCUUCUACUUCUCUGGGCAUCGCAAGCAAAUGCAAACCCUAUAACAUUUUGGACACUCGCCUUCAUUAUUUCCAGUCCUGUAAUAUACAAACAUGCAAUGGACGAAAUCUCUUCUGUGUUUGGUGAAGCAGGUAAGAAAACGUUAUCUAUAACAGAAGCUGAUUUGAGGAAACUUCCGUUCAUUAAACAUUGCAUACUGGAGGCAAUACGGCUGCGAUCCCCGGGGGCAAUCACAAGGAAAGUGAUAGAACCACUGGAAAUCUACAAUUUCCAGAUUCCUCCAGGGGACAUGUUGAUGUUGUCCCCAUAUUGGCUUCACAGAGAUCCGAAGAAGUUUCCCGAGCCGGAAGCAUUUAGGCCAGAACGCUGGAAAAAAGCUAAUUUGGAGAAGAAUGUUUUCUUGGAUGGCUUUGUAGCAUUUGGCGGAGGAAAGUAUCAAUGUCCAGGAAGAUGGUUUGCACUAAUGGAAAUACACAUGCUGGUGAUUUUAAUGCUGUCCAGAUAUGAAUUUCAGCUUCUGGACCCUUUUCCAAAACAGAGCAAUCUUCAUCUAGUUGGGACCCAGCAGCCUGACGGGCCGUGCCGCGUUACAUAUAAACUGCGAGAAUGAAGAAACCACAAGAAGUGUCGUGACAAGAUUAUUAAGUGAAUUCCAGACAGAUGAAGAUGUAUCGAGUCUAACUCUAGUUUGUUACCAUCUUCAUUGACAGUUACUGCAGAUACCUGGACCUGCUUCUUUUUAAGGAGAAUAACCUUGUAAAUAGACAAAAUCACAAUCCUUAAGAAGAACUGUUAUCCACACUUUAAUUAAACCAGCAGACACUUGGCAAAGUCAACACCUAAAAGUACUUGAAAAGUCACUGAAUUUUUUUUUCUAACAAUUAACUAACAACAAGAAAAAAAUACGGAUCAGGUUAAUGACAUAUCUGUUAUUUAUUAAAGGGGAAUUGACACUUCCCCGGAUUUUUAAUACUAUUUUUAAUUAUGCCUAUAUUAAAUAAAAAAUAUAUUUGUGAGGUGUGAAAAAUAAAAUUAAAAGUAGAAAUCCUCACCUCUUUAUUCUGCAACUGGACGCCUCCAUCUAAGCUCCCUGUCAAUCAUCGUUAUAAGCUCCGCCCUUUGUACCUGGCAGUCAGCACAGAGAGAGACACCUCCAUCUAAGCUCCCUGUCAAUCAUCGUUAUAAGCUCCGCCCUUUGUACCUGGCAGUCAGUAUAGGGAGAGCCACCUCCAUCUAAGCUCCCUGUCAAUCAUCGUUAUAAGCUCCGCCCUUUGUACCUGGCAGUCAGUAUAGGGAGAGCCACCUCCAUCUAAGCUCCCUGUCAAUCAUUGUUAUAAGCUCCGCCCUUUGUACCUGGCAGUCAGUAUAGAGAGAGCCACCUCCAUCUAAGCUCCCCUUCAAUCAUCGUUAUAAGCUCCGCCCUUUGUACCUGGCAGUCAGCACAAAGAGAGCCACCUCCAUCUAAGCUCCCUGUCAAUCAUCAUUAUAAGAACCGCCCUUUGUACCUGGCAGUCAGCACAGAGAGAGACACCUCCAUCUAAGCUCCCUGUCAAUCAUCGUUAUAAGCUCUGCCCUUUGUACCUGGCAGUCAGUAUAGAGAGAGCCACCUCCAUCUAAGCUCCCUGUCAAUCAUCGUUAUAAGCUCUGCCCUUUGUACCUGGCAGUCAGUAUAGAGAGAGCCACCUCCAUCUAAGCUCCCUGUCAAUCAUCGUUAUA
Molecule: messenger RNA, 2605 nt
Organism: Pelobates fuscus (common spadefoot toad)
Lineage: Eukaryota; Metazoa; Chordata; Amphibia; Anura; Pelobatidae
Product: 24-hydroxycholesterol 7-alpha-hydroxylase
Exons: 13
Coding region: 72-1499 (475 amino acids)
Biological process (GO): bile acid biosynthetic process; cholesterol homeostasis
Molecular function (GO): oxysterol 7-alpha-hydroxylase activity; steroid 7-alpha-hydroxylase activity; heme binding
Source: RefSeq, a predicted model, not a curated record